UCAGCUCAGACCGUCAACGCUGUUUUUCCUGCAGAUGGGAUGUUUUGUUCGUAAUUUGACAGAAAAAAAAACUUUCCAUGACUUUGUUGUCACCAACAUCACGUUUUUCAACAUCUUAUUGUGUAUUUGUUUAUUUAUUUCCAUUUUUGUCGUUUUUGUCGAGCUGCAGGCAUGCAGCAGGAGCUUCUUUUCAAAGUCCUGGUUGUCGGGGAUCUUGGAGUUGGGAAAACUUCUAUUAUCAAGCGGUACGUUCAUCAGAUCUUCUCCCAGCACUACAGAGCCACCAUCGGGGUUGACUUCGCGCUGAAGGUUCUGCAGUGGGACAGUGACACUGUGAUCCGGCUGCAGCUGUGGGACAUAGCAGGACAGGAGCGGUAUGGGAACAUGACCCGUGUCUACUACAGGGAGGCGGUGGGAGCACUGGUGGUGUUUGAUGUGACGAGGGCUUCCACGUUUGAGGCUGUGCUGAAGUGGAAGGAUGACCUGGACUCUAAGGUGACUCUGAACCAUGGGAGACCAGUUCCUGCUGUUCUGCUUGCCAACAAGUCAGACCAAAUAAUGUGUCAGCUGCCCAAACUGGACUUCUUUUGCAGGGAGAAUGGGUUUGUGGGCUGGUUUGAGACUUCUGCAAAGGACAACACAAACAUCGACGAGGCAGCGCACUGUUUGGUGGAGCACAUCAUGAACAACGAGGAGAGCUCAGUGUCAGAGCAAGAGCCCACCUCUAUCCUUCUGUCGGGAUAUACAAGCACCACAAGGAGUCCUUUAAACUGUUCUUCAUGUUUAAAAUGAUCACAUAACAUCAGUGAAGAAAGAUCUGAAAGAAAAGUUCCUUUUAUAAGUUACAUGUAGUAAGUAAGAACAUUAUUUAAAGCUGUGCUCACACUCCAAUAUAGCGGAGUAUGUAAAGUGGAGCACAAACAGCAAGAGAGUUUUGUUUUUUAUGGUUUUAUUUUGUGUUAUUUAACUAACUAGAAAAAUGUAAACACAUAAAAUAUGAACAUCCUCUGAAAGAUUGAUCUUAUAUUUAGUUUGUGAGCCAUGUGUCACAGACAAUGUGAGUUCAUGGUUUGAAUAUUUUUAUUGGUUUCUGCAAUUAACACAAUAAA
Messenger RNA from Gambusia affinis (western mosquitofish), 1109 nucleotides. RefSeq names its product RAB38c, member of RAS oncogene family (gene rab38c). The coding region runs from base 172 to 792 and encodes 206 amino acids. Gene Ontology annotation, biological process: vesicle-mediated transport. NCBI's taxonomy places the organism in Eukaryota, Metazoa, Chordata, Actinopteri, Cyprinodontiformes, Poeciliidae. The transcript has 4 exons. Gene Ontology annotation, cellular component: trans-Golgi network; vesicle; Golgi apparatus. Gene Ontology annotation, molecular function: GTPase activity; GTP binding. The record is from RefSeq and is a predicted model, not a curated record.